This is a messenger RNA of Aspergillus eucalypticola CBS 122712, 657 nucleotides long. RefSeq lists its product as uncharacterized. The record is from RefSeq and is a predicted model, not a curated record. The coding region runs from base 1 to 657 and encodes 218 amino acids. Lineage: Eukaryota; Fungi; Ascomycota; Eurotiomycetes; Eurotiales; Aspergillaceae. The transcript is spliced from 3 exons.
AUGUCUCUCGGAAAAUUUAUCGGUGAACUUCCUCGCAACGGAGAGCAAUGGGUACAAUAUGCCAAGCGGGCCGGCCUUUUGCACAAGUCGCUGCGACACUGCAAGGAACUCCAGUCAGGAUCUUGCGUCAACGAUGAGCAAUUUAUGCUCUUUAGAACGAUUUGCCCCCAACCCAUUUACCCAGACUAUUUCAAUCCUGCUGACUAUGGUCUUGACUUAACUACAGCCUCUAAUAUAUUAGCAAUGUCCCAAGGCUUUCAAGCGUACCUCAACCAAGUCGGCACAAACAACUUCCGGGGCCUGGGAGAAUUUGGCACUACUCUCGUUCAACAAACUGAUCCGCUUAAGUGCUCUGAUGAAACUCCUGUUAAUUCUAGUCUGAUCAGUCUACUCCAGGCGCUUUCCUUGUUACCUACCACGACUACCUCCGAGUGGCGUAGCACCAGAAUCCGUUUGAGGGGAACAUUCGGUAAUCAUAAUCUUCGUUCAGGCGAGUCUCCUCCCCAGUUUACAGGUAAAAUCAAGUCUGUGAUUGAAUGCAAGAGAUACCUUCGCGAAAAGAUAGGCAAGGCAGUCGAUAUGCAGGAGGCUGCUGAGGUUGUGGCUUGGGUCAGCCAGUAUCCUGAUACUGAUAGAAGUAUCAAAACACACCAGUAA